CAAAGUCUAGUCUUAGUUAUUGCCUAAGUAGUCUGUGCUGAGGACAUGAAGAUGCCAACUUCUGUUUUGUCUGUGGUCUCAUUGGGAAUUUUCUUGGUGUCGGUUUCUUCUCAUGAAGGCACACAAGAUGAACACAAUUUAGUUCAGGAAACACCCUCAGGACUUCUCAACAAUGGGACAGGAAGGGCUAGGCAGUCCAAAUGCUCACAUAGAGAUAUUGUGAUUGCACAAGCCCAGGUUCAAUCCCAACCAAGUGGUUUACCUACUUUCUUGGUGGAAAUUACCAAUACAAAUACAAAGGUGCAAGUUUCUAACAUCCAUUUCUAUUGUGAGCAAUUCAGCUCUGCAAUCGUCAUCAGACCUGAUGUAUUCAAGCGCAUUGCUGUCAAUGACUCGCUCGUCAAUGGGGGCAAAACACUCGCUCCCGGCUUAACCCUAUCCUUCACAUAUGCUUACAGUUUCAAAUACCCUCUUUCAGUUAACACCAUUAAAUGCUGAAGCAUAUGUAGACAUCCUAGUUUCAAGAUGUGUCAGAAACUGAUGAUAAUGGAUUGCCAUUGUUAUCGGUUUUUGACAGAGAAGAUGGCAGCAUUGCUUCAUUACUAGCCUCGGUUGUACUGUCAUUAGUCCCCAGGUCGUUGUCGUCAUCUUCGUCGUCAUCUACAUGUUGAGAUUGUGUCAUUUGGUAGUUUUCUCUUAAAAUCAAUCAGGUCUUCGUUCCAAGAGGAAGUCCUGGUGGUUAAAAUUGAAACAUGGGGGAGGGAUAUGUCCAUUAUGUAAUCUAAGUCCCCUGUUGAACACUUGAACCUUCGGAUUAAAAAGAAAAGGAGGGUCAAUUAGAAGUCCCAUGGGAAAGAUUUUCCGGUCGAUGCACAGAAACACAAGCAGUUGCUC
Molecule: messenger RNA, 894 nt
Organism: Populus euphratica (Euphrates poplar)
Lineage: Eukaryota; Viridiplantae; Streptophyta; Magnoliopsida; Malpighiales; Salicaceae
Exons: 3
Coding region: 46-498 (150 amino acids)
Biological process (GO): cell fate determination
Source: RefSeq, a predicted model, not a curated record